AUGGCAGCUUUAUUAGCUAAAAAGGAAGAAGAGUGGAAUCAACAAAAGCUUAAAGAACUCUUACGUCUUCCAGAGAACAAGAAGUGUUUUGAUUGUCCAACCAAGAGUCCCUUUUUUGUCAAUGUGAGCAUACAAACCUUUGUCUGUACUCGUUGCUCUGGCCUUGUCCGUGAAGUAGGUCAUCGAGUCAAGUCGAUAUCAGCAAGUAAAUUUUCAGGUCCUGAAAUAGUCGCACUUGAGUACGGUGGCAAUCAAGUAGCUCGUACUAUCUGGCUCAGUACCUACAAUAACAAUCUUCCUGAACCAGAGACUGAUGGUGAUGUUCGAUUGUUUAUGAGACAAAAGUACUAUGAACAAAAAUGGUUGGAUCGUCAAAAGGGUAUAGACCAUGCAGAGAAAGUGAAAUGUAUUAUUACAGACAUGUUUAAAGAAGAUGGGACACGUAAGCAGUCCAAAAGACAGAGUUUAGAUACAACAAGACCUAAGAUUGUGCCUACGCAGUCUUGGGUAGAUGAUAACAUACCUAUUGGAUUGAUAUCGACUGUAAAGAAUAAUGUGAAUGCCAUGAAUGAUUUGUUAUUGAAUCAAGAUAUGAUGUUGUCGCCUAAAUCACCUACAUUUGCUCAGAAUAAGGCGCCUGUUAAGAACGACAUCUUUUCUGAAUUGACAGCUUUAAAUCAAUCUACACCUACUCAUUCUGGUAGUAUUCUACAGCCUAAUUCACCUACACAGGCUUAUGCAGGUGGUAUUCUACAGCCUAAUUCACCUACACAGGCUUAUGCAGGUGGUAUUCUACAGCCUAAUUCACCUACACAGGCUUAUGCAGGUGGUAUUCUACAGCCCAAUUCGCCUACACAACCCAAGCCAACAAAGAAUACAUCCAUAGACAUUGAUCCUUACGAAGCAUUGCGUGAUUUAUCGAUGGGACCUUCUAAAAAAGACCCAGCAAACAAUGUGUUUAGUGAUUUAGACCCAUUAUUUAACAAAUAA
Molecule: messenger RNA, 990 nt
Organism: Gilbertella persicaria
Lineage: Eukaryota; Fungi; Mucoromycota; Mucoromycetes; Mucorales; Choanephoraceae
Exons: 5
Coding region: 1-990 (329 amino acids)
Molecular function (GO): GTPase activator activity
Source: RefSeq, a predicted model, not a curated record